CUCUUAUGACCACUGUCGCGCCCAGCUCACCGUCAUCAUUCCUGCAGUAUUCAUUGAGCUUCCCAACGAAAAUGAAAACAUUAGUAAAUGUGCUACUCGUCACACUAAGCAUCGGUUCCGCGGCUGCCAUCCGGUGCUACCAGUGUUCCUCCCAAACCGAUCCGAAGGGUGUCGACAACUGUGGCGCGUACAAGGCGUUCAACAAGACGCAAAACAUUGCGAUCGAAUGCAACAGCGAUGAGUCGCACAUGCCCGGCUCGUUCUGCAUGAAAGUGGUGCACCAGAGCCCGCGAGGAUUCAUCUGGGAUGGCCGAUGGCGUCAGGUCAUCCGGCAGUGUGCGUCCGUCUCGGAGACGGGUGUUACCGGAGUGUGCAACUGGGGUGUGUACGAGAACGGUGUGUACUGGGAGGAGUGCUACUGCGUGGAGGACGAGUGUAACGGGGCACCGGGUUUGAAAGCCACGUCCUUUACCGCCCUGUGCCUUGCAGUGUUGCUAUUUGUGGCUAAAAUUGUAUCGUAGGCGCUUAUUACCUCCUUGGGUACACUGCCUUCCCUUCAUUCCAUCCGUGUCGCCGUGGUGAGCUUGCUGCAGCUAAGGAACUGUUUCCGUCCAUAUGAGAAUAUCAUGCAUAACAUUCCGUCUGUAGAUUGUGAAUUGUAAGUUUUAAACGUUAACAGACGAUUUUUUUAUACACAAAAACGAUCAAUAAAAGGUACAAUUGUAGUAAAUAA
Molecule: messenger RNA, 733 nt
Organism: Anopheles merus
Lineage: Eukaryota; Metazoa; Arthropoda; Insecta; Diptera; Culicidae
Exons: 4
Coding region: 6-521 (171 amino acids)
Biological process (GO): sleep; regulation of synaptic transmission, cholinergic; positive regulation of voltage-gated potassium channel activity
Source: RefSeq, a predicted model, not a curated record